AUGGCGCAACUCGACACCCUCGAUCUGGUCGUUCUGGUGGCUCUCUUGGUGGGUAGCGUGGCCUACUUCACCAAGGGAACCUACUGGGCCGUUCCGAAAGACCCCUAUGCCUCCUCCACCGCUACCCUGAACGGCGCCGCCAAGAGCGGCAAGACUCGCGACAUCGUUGAGAAGAUGGAGGAGACGGGCAAGAACUGUGUGAUUUUCUAUGGCUCCCAGACCGGUACUGCCGAGGACUACGCCUCGCGCCUGGCCAAGGAAGGCUCUCAGCGCUUUGGUCUGAAGACCAUGGUCGCCGAUAUUGAGGACUAUGACUACGAGAACCUGGACAAGUUCCCCGAGGACAAGGUUGCUUUCUUCGUGCUGGCCACCUACGGUGAAGGUGAGCCGACCGACAACGCCGUCGAGUUCUACCAGUUCUUCACCGGUGACGACGUCGCUUUCGAGAGCGGCGCCGCUGCCGAGGAUUCCCCUCUCUCCUCUCUCAAGUAUGUCGCAUUCGGUCUCGGAAACAACACUUAUGAACACUACAACGCCAUGGUUCGCCAGGUCGACGCCGCCUUCACCAAGUUGGGUGCGCAGCGCAUUGGAACUGCCGGUGAGGGUGACGACGGUGCUGGUACCAUGGAGGAGGACUUCCUCGCCUGGAAGGAGCCCAUGUGGGCUGCUCUGACCGAGGCUAUGGGUCUCCAGGAACGUGAAUCUGUCUACGAGCCGGUCUUUUGUGUCUCCGAGGACGACGAGAAGUCGCCCGAGGAUGAGUCUGUUUACCUGGGAGAGCCUACCUCCGCCCACCGUGAUGGCCAGCCCAAGGGUCCCUACUCUGCUCACAACCCGUACAUUGCCCCCAUUGUCGAAUCCCACGAACUGUUCACUGUCAAGGACCGUAACUGCCUGCAUAUGGAGAUUAGCAUCGCUGGUAGCAACCUGAGCUACCAGACUGGUGACCACAUCGCCGUCUGGCCCACCAACGCCGGUGCCGAGGUCGACCGUUUCCUCCAGGUCUUUGGUAUCGAGGACAAGCGUCACUCCGUCAUUAGCAUUAAGGGUAUCGACGUCACUGCCAAGGUUCCCAUCCCGACUCCCACUACCUAUGAUGCCGCCGUUCGCUACUACAUGGAAGUUUGCGCUCCCGUCUCCCGUCAAUUCGUCUCGACCCUGGCUGCCUUUGCUCCCGAUGAGGAGACCAAGGCAGAGAUCGUUCGUCUGGGUAACGACAAGGACUAUUUCCACGAGAAGAUCACCAACCAGUGCUUCAACAUCGCCCAGGCGCUGCAAAGCAUCACCGCCAAGCCGUUCAAUGCCGUUCCGUUCUCCCUGCUCAUCGAAGGUCUCAACAAGCUCCAGCCCCGUUACUACUCCAUCUCUUCCUCGUCUGCGGUCCAGAAGGACAAGAUCAGCAUCACCGCUGUUGUCGAGUCCGUUCGCCUGCCCGGUGCCUCGCACAUGGUCAAGGGUGUCACCACCAACUACCUCCUGGCUCUCAAGCAGAAGCAGAAUGGCGAUGCCUCCCCCGAUCCUCACGGUCUGACUUACGCAAUCACUGGUCCUCGCAACAAGUACGACGGCAUCCACGUGCCCGUCCACGUCCGCCACUCCAACUUCAAGCUCCCCUCCGACCCCACCAAGCCCAUUAUCAUGGUUGGUCCCGGUACUGGUGUUGCUCCUUUCCGUGGUUUCAUUCAGGAACGUGCUGCUCUCGCCGCCAAGGGCGAGAAGGUUGGUACUACCGUGCUGUUCUUCGGAUGCCGUAAGCGUGAUGAGGACUUCAUCUACCAGGACGAGUUCAAGACCUACCAAGAGCAGAUGGGUGACUCUCUCAAGAUCAUUACUGCCUUCUCCCGUGAGGGCACCCAGAAGGUCUACGUUCAGCACCGCCUGAAGGAGAACGCCUCGCUUGUCAGCGACCUCCUCAAGCAAAAGGCCAACUUCUACGUCUGCGGUGACGCCGCCAACAUGGCCCGUGAGGUCAACCUGGUGCUGGGCCACAUCAUUGCCGAGCAACGCGGUAUGCCCGCCGAGAAGGGCGAGGAGAUGGUCAAGCACAUGCGGAGUAGCGGCAGCUACCAGGAGGAUGUGUGGUCAUGA
Penicillium cataractarum is the source of this 2088-nucleotide messenger RNA. RefSeq names its product NADPH--hemoprotein reductase cprA (gene cprA). Gene Ontology annotation, cellular component: cytosol. Gene Ontology annotation, molecular function: NADPH-hemoprotein reductase activity; flavin adenine dinucleotide binding; FMN binding. NCBI's taxonomy places the organism in Eukaryota, Fungi, Ascomycota, Eurotiomycetes, Eurotiales, Aspergillaceae. The record is from RefSeq and is a predicted model, not a curated record. The coding region runs from base 1 to 2088 and encodes 695 amino acids. The transcript is spliced from 2 exons.